AGAUCAAGAAGGUAUUANAAGAGCUCCAUCAUGAACCGCUACGUUACCAACAAGUUUGAUGCACACCUUUUCCACACCAUUGGCGUGGAGUUCCUCAACAAGGAACUAGAGGUAGAUGGCCACCAGGUUACUCUACAGAUCUGGGACACUGCUGGCCAGGAGCGCUUCCGCAGCCUGAGGACUCCUUUCUACCGUGGCUCUGACUGCUGCCUGCUCACCUUCAGUGUAGAUGACAGCCAGAGUUUUCUCAACUUAAGCAACUGGAAGAAGGAGUUCAUCUACUAUGCAGAUGUUAAGGAGCCAGAGAAGUUCCCAUUCGUUGUCUUGGGCAACAAAGUGGACGUGACAGAAAGGCAGGUGUCUACUGAGGAGGCUCAACAAUGGUGCCAGGAGAAUGGAAACUUCCCCUAUUAUGAGACCAGUGCCAAGGACGCCACCAAUGUAGCGGUCGCCUUUGACGAGGCGGUGCGCAGAGUGUUGGCAUUGGAAGAAAGAACGGACCACCUCAUCCCCACAGACACAGUCAAGCUUCACAGAAAGCCUCGCUCUGCUACAUCCUGCUGUUCAUAACAUCCAGGAGUUAUCACUAACAUUUGCUGUUAUGCCUUUUAUGUGAAUAGGCUGUAGGUUUACAAUGCUGUUGUAACAUCUUAUUUAAACAAAUUAUGCUACUGGCUUUAUGAUUUGUUGUACUGUUGAAGAUUUGGUAAUGCUAUUUGGGACUUUUGCUUGAAGAGACAGAGAAGAAACACUAAACUCAUCCCAGUCUGAUUACAAAUAAACACAACAUCUCCGAUCAUUCAUUCAGCACCUAUCAAAGACUUUGGAGGCAGAAAAAUACACUUUAUUUUUUGUCGGAAACUCUAAAGCUGUCGUGAAGGAACGGAGGCAAUGUCUUUGAUUUUUCACUUUCUUCUCAAAUGUUCUAUUCUGUCACAUUGUAAAAUGAUGCAACCCUUAAAUCUGUACUACCUUGGGAUUACCAUCAUUAUAGGUUUCCAUAACUUCACUCUUAGAUGUUAGACAACAGAGUUAUGCCCUAUAUAUUUAUAUUUAGAACAUAAUUUAUACAGCCUAAUGACCUUAUUUCUGAGAAUUAUGAAGUAGCUGUGGGAAUAUGUGUAACUAACAAAUUGAGGCUUGUUGUGAUUGUUGCGCCUUUAGGUCUUUUUUGUAGGCACAUUCUGCUUAGUGAAUAGUGAUGAUAGGCUGUGUGCUGCAAGCACUUAACAAAAGAUCAAUAUUAAAGCAACAUUAACAUGCAUGGCAUCAGGUGUAUUUCAUUUCCUGGAAACUUCUAUUCUGCAACAUUUUACCUUUUAAGAAUUACCUUGAGGAAAGUGUAAUGAAAAUGAUUUAAUUAACAGUUUUCCUCAUUGUUGGUUCCAUUGUUUUCAUUUUGUUUUUAUCUUUAAAGCACUCUUAACAUUUUUAUACUUACAGUUCAGUGUUUUUCUGCACAGAUUAAUAGUGACUACUGGUAUGCUAAGUGACCAAUAAACUCCCUGAGAACUGAG
This is a messenger RNA of Notothenia coriiceps (black rockcod), 1517 nucleotides long. It is a transcript of the gene rab9a, whose product is annotated as RAB9A, member RAS oncogene family. Gene Ontology annotation, biological process: retrograde transport, endosome to Golgi. The record is from RefSeq and is a predicted model, not a curated record. The transcript has a single exon. Gene Ontology annotation, cellular component: lysosome; phagocytic vesicle; late endosome. Gene Ontology annotation, molecular function: GTP binding; GTPase activity. The coding region runs from base 31 to 570 and encodes 179 amino acids. NCBI's taxonomy places the organism in Eukaryota, Metazoa, Chordata, Actinopteri, Perciformes, Nototheniidae.